AUGACGGUUGUUGAAUUUUUGAACGGUCGCGAUGGUGUGUCUUCAGUUUUAAGUGGUCAAGUGCGCGCCGAGUCUGUCAUGCAGCUUAUUCAGGUACUGUUCCUCGCGGGGUUGAGUUUCGCGCUGGAGGAGACGGAGCGCUCCAUUUACUUGCAACCGCGCCACUUCAACCCCCAUCCCUACGAAGUAUCGGGCUACGAAACCAACGGAAAUCGCGGACCUGUCCUGUUCCCGACGACACCCCCUGAUCCCGACGAUCCUAGUGGAAAUAGCAACAAUCUUCCGAUUGACGACAGUCCUUACACCGCCGUCGUUCGCAAGCACCAGAGGGAACAAGCGGAGCGAUUUCUUGACGAGGUGAGUUGCAAAAUUUCGCGUGAGUAG
Molecule: messenger RNA, 384 nt
Organism: Photinus pyralis (common eastern firefly)
Lineage: Eukaryota; Metazoa; Arthropoda; Insecta; Coleoptera; Lampyridae
Exons: 3
Coding region: 1-384 (127 amino acids)
Source: RefSeq, a predicted model, not a curated record